UCCUGCUUCAGAUCUAAAAUCCAGCUGUGGUUGGUUCCACAGGGAGCAAAAGUGAUCUAUCUUAUUCUGACCAAAGAAUUUGCAGAUCAAUAUGAUAGGAGGCUAUAGGAAACACAAAGUCUAGCGUCCCAAUUAAGCAUACAUUUUGCGAAUCUGAUGGUUUCAACGGAACUACUACUACAUAGGUGAGGAAUUGGCGGAUUAGGUGCGCGAACCAUCUCGACUAGGACCAAUAAAUCCGAAUCGAGUGGACUCGGGCUAGUACGAUAGACUUCUCUCCCCACGAGAGAUCUAGCAUAUUAAAUGUGAAUAUAAGCCCCCCAACGACUGCACGUUUGCCAUAGAUUCUUCAGCAGACCAAGCAACUAUUCUUACUAUACUAUACCAAGCCGGUCGGUCGCUCGACUCUAUAUGUUAGAGGACCCUUACUAUAACUCACAAUGGCCCACGGAUCUCACGAAAAAGUUGUUCGGCCCGUGACCAAAAAGAAUACGGCUCGAUCACCUGCAGUUAAGGCCGAACCAAAGGGGGCUAUGAAGAUCGUGAGAAAGUUGAAGGAACUAACCAGACGAGAACUAUGGACCAAGGUUGACCCAGAUCAUAGCGUUGAUUGGACCGAUGACCGAGUUUGGGACAAGAUCAAAAACGAAGGUUGCUAUCACCGCGCUGACGAAAUGUUAGUCAGUUGUGGCACGGUGACUAUCAGCCAGCCGGACUCACUCCGACCAAUGGUACUGCUGGUCUUCAACAAAAACAUCGGCAUAUUCCAAUUGCCCAAGGGGCGUAAGAACUUUGACGAGGGAUACCUUGCUGCAGCCCUGCGUGAAACAGCUGAGGAGACCGGAGUAGCUGCCCGAUCACUGCGACUGAGGUUCGGUUCCAGAUCGACGCCACCAAAGAACCAGUCCACCCAGCCCCGAGUCAUAGAGUACGGGAAGGAGGACAGAGACACAGGUAUCACAGAGGGUCUCAGCAACGAGAGUAUCGGUGCUAGUGAAUGGUACUACCAAUGCAUAAUAGAUCCGGAUCCUGCUACCGGGGCGUGGAGGCAUAUUUACUGGUAUGCGGCCCAGCCUUUGGGAGACACCAGACGCGACGAGAGUCGAAUGACCGAUGCAGAGGACCGAAAGAAGUUUACAACUUACUGGUUCUCCGAGACGGAAGCAAUCACCCGGCUCAAGCUAGAGGACGAAAAAUUUAUGGUUCGAAUCACCUUCGCGUACCUCCGUAACAUGUCGGACGAGGACUGGGAGAGUAACAAGAAGCAAGAGGAGAGAGAAAACAACGAGGCAUGAUCGUCUGUUGGGAAUAGCAACAACUAUUAAGAAAGGUAACAGGGGAUAUCUGUGCACGCGACUGAAAAGGGUUGGAAGCACAUACCCGAAGACCAGUAUGCAGUUUGUAGCUAGGUUGGGUAACGAUUCUCAUGAUGAAUGUUCAAUUCUCCAAGCGCAUCAACGAUCAUGUGGCAAUUGAAAUGCUUGCCACUUGGUGAUAUAUCGCGCUUCAUUAUACUUGUACCUGCAGAAUGCAUUUUCGAAUUCGGAAAUGGGGUAUAUGUUGAGACAUCGUCGAUACCGAGCCCCAUUGUUGUGAUGAUAGAUAUCGUGAUAUCUUUUGUCUUAGGAUGGCCUGACAAUUAGAAAAAAGUUG
This is a messenger RNA of Hypoxylon trugodes, 1653 nucleotides long. RefSeq lists its product as uncharacterized. Gene Ontology annotation, molecular function: hydrolase activity. The transcript is spliced from 3 exons. The coding region runs from base 441 to 1295 and encodes 284 amino acids. The record is from RefSeq and is a predicted model, not a curated record. NCBI's taxonomy places the organism in Eukaryota, Fungi, Ascomycota, Sordariomycetes, Xylariales, Hypoxylaceae.